This is a messenger RNA of Mercenaria mercenaria, 8735 nucleotides long. RefSeq lists its product as uncharacterized. The record is from RefSeq and is a predicted model, not a curated record. Bases 124 to 6300 code for a protein of 2058 amino acids. Gene Ontology annotation, cellular component: plasma membrane; protein-containing complex. The transcript is spliced from 59 exons. Lineage: Eukaryota; Metazoa; Mollusca; Bivalvia; Venerida; Veneridae. Gene Ontology annotation, biological process: heterophilic cell-cell adhesion; establishment or maintenance of epithelial cell apical/basal polarity. Gene Ontology annotation, molecular function: calcium ion binding.
CAAUUUGUCAUUUGUGUACUUACUGCACAGUACGAACAUUUGAUAUAUCCUCAAUCUUAUAAAACAAGCUGACAUGUUUUAUAUAAAUUCUUUAUCAGAAAUCUGAAACACAAACCUCAGAAGAUGCUUGCUUCAACAUUUAAAAUGCUAGUUUUGGCUCUCACCGUCAUAGAUCUGCUAUAUGGAUAUACGUUAGCUGAUGGUGGACAGUUUUACGGAGGAUCAAUGAGUUACUCGAUCGAACAAAAAGCUGAUGGCAAUUAUACGGUUACAGUCCACCUGAUAAGCGGAUGGGUACUAGGUAAAGGUCCAUGCGGCCCAGGCUGCAGUAGUAGCGACAUUGGUAGAUCUACCCGCUCAGCUAGAUCACUGAUAACGGCAUCCCACCCAUAUCGUUUCGGAAACUUUACUUCCGAUUAUCUUGAUAGAAACACCCGCAAGACUAUAACUCAGGACAUGAGUGCGGUUGUAUAUAGAUCUUACAAUGAAACAGUGAUAGCUGUUAGCGAGCACGGAAAAUGGGAACAAGAGCUUCUGCAUUUCAGCUUCAACAUGCCACAUAAAGUGCGACGAUUAGAUGUUAGUUUUGAUGGUAAGUCUUGGAAAAAUCUUACAUUGCAAAAUCCCUCGGAUGAUGAAAGUAUACCGUGGCACAUGCAGACCAGCAUUUCAUUAGCUCUACGCAGUGAUACGGGAAAACCAAAUCAGACCCCACGGUCCAUUGUUAAACCAUUUUAUAGGGUAAAACUAGGGGAAGUCACGGAAAUACGCAUUCCUGCUGUUGACGUCGAUGAAGAUAUCGUGAGAUGUGAUACUGCAGUAUUUGUCGAAGCAGGAUUUCUAAGAUUUCACCCACCACCUAAUGUGCAUAUUCAUGAAAAUUGCUCAGUGUUCAUCAAUGCAUCAGAAUCAAGCAAUUAUACUCAUGAUACAUGGAUAGCAGUACAAGUUACCAUGAGGGAUUACAACAGGGAAAAGAUUACUUAUCUUGGCGACACUUAUCCGCCAGCUUUGUUUUCACUCAGUGCGAGUGCCGUCCGGUUUGCCGUUCAAGUGCUAGCCAAUUUGACAACGCCCAAAUUUGUAGACCCUACAUUUGAAGGCAAGCAUGUGUUUAUUAUGUACUCUGGCACAACUUUGAGAACAGAAAUAUAUGCAAGAUCCGCAGCUAAUACCAGCAUAGAUAGUCUUAGGGUCAUUGGAAUACAAUACGAAACAUUUAACGUAUCAGUUUUAAAGCAAGAUGUAAUGCGUUCAGAUGUAAAACAUGCAACCUUGUCAUGGAAACCUUCUAGAAGUGAUAGUGGGAGUCAUAUCGCAUGUGUUAAUGCUAUUGAUAAUACAGGGGUAGAAACUUCAGAUCAAAGAUGUUUCAUUCUUGAUGUUAGAGGUGAAGGUUUUAAACACACAACAAAGGUUACGGCGGGGAAACCAUACUUUGUUGAUAUUCCUGCCCCAGAUCAGUACAUCAGCUGCAAAAUACAAACGACAUGUUUUAUAGCGUUGUAUAUAAAAUCUGCCAUCCGAGUGACAAAGGUAGAGGUGACAGAAAGCUUUGUUGAUUACCAUCAGCUCAGUCCAGUAGAGCUGGUUAUACAUGAAGGUGAACAGAUGUACCAAACAGAUUUAUCUUUUGGACAUGCCAUGAAUGGGAAAGAGAGAAUCUGCUUGAUAGCAUCAGAUAUAAGUGGAGUGAAUAGCGAGGAGGUUUGCAUACAGACAGAAAUAGAACCAAGAGAUCCGUGUGUGUCUGCACCGUGUUACAAUUCUGGUGAUUGUGUAAGUGAUAAAGACUCUGGAGCAUUCAAAUGUGUAUGCUUACCGUAUUUUAGUGGAAAAACUUGCAGUAUCAAGAAUGAUCUGUGUAAUCCAGAUCCAUGUGUUCACGAAAAUACAAUAUCAUGUUUCGACAUUGGGAGAAGAGCGUUUUGCUACUGCAAACCAGGCUUUUCUGGACGAACAUGCGCUCAAAAUAUCGAUGACUGCCCGGUCGGUGCAUGCAACGGACAUGGGAUUUGUAUUGACAAAAUACAGGAUUUUGAUUGUGAGUGUUUUGAUCGAUUUAAUGGAACAGUUUGUGAGUAUGAUAUGUGUUCAAAAGAACAAGCCGGAGUCAUGACUUGUCCUGCUGCUGGUUGUCAUCCGGACUCUUGCUAUGGACGAGGUGUAUGUUCCGAUGGCGGAAUCUGUUCAUGUCCAUAUGGAUUCAAUGGACGUCAAUGUGAAAAAAGGAAAUGUAUCAUUACAACAAGCAAAGGAGUGGAAAUUGUUUCCCCUUCAGUAAAGGACAGAGGUUUGAUUGUAUGUUACACAGACGGGGAUGAAAUACUAUUCUGCCAAAUUCGCAUAUACUUGACAAUGCCUUCAGUAUUAGUUCCAAAGAUUGAAGUUAAUUCAACAUGGAUGUCUAAUGGCUCUGUCACUGUUGGAAAGGUCAUGAAAUCGCCUGUUAUUCCUGGUGUUUCGUCCAUUUAUACAACUGAUAUUGACAUCACUGGCAGAAUAAACAGUUCGAAAUUGCACUAUGUAUGCGUACGUGCAUCAUCAGCCGGGAUCUCGAAUUCCUCAGUUUGUUACGAGAUCAGCUUUGUUCCAAAUCCUGAAAACGAUACUUCAACACUGGCGUAUUCGCAAAGAAAGGCAUCGGUGAAGUUUGUUGCCCCAACAUUAAAAGAUCGCAGCAGAAUUUUGUGUAAUGUGGGUGAAAAAUGUCAUAUUCUUAUGUAUACAUCUUUCUCAUCAAACAGAUCUGCUUGUAGAAGUCAUAUUACGAAGCCUGCUACAGCCUCUCAUGGUCUUAGUGGUUGUGACUUGGAUGACAGGGAUAACGAUGAAGACGAUAACGACACAGUCGCUAAAUUAAGAGAUCCUUGCUGUGAAAAUAUACUGUCGUCAACGGCUGGUGUCGAAGUGUACAAAUCACGUCCACGUGGCCCAAGCUGUGUUACUGAAGCUUCUUUCAAAUUCUCAAGUCCGGGAGAAAGGCAGAUGUGUUUUCUUUCAGCAGACACGGAUUCACAACAGCUAUGCUACACUGUAGGUGUAUACGAUCAUUCUAAAGAUCCUUGUUCCAAUUCACCGUGCCUCAAUAAUGGCCAAUGCUUCAAUACAAAUCAUACUAGUUUUAAAUGCAUUUGUCCAGACCAAUAUACAGGAGAAAAAUGUCAAAGAGGACCAUGUCAAGCAGCUGAUAAUAAAUGUUUAAAUGAUGCGUAUUGUCAGACAAAUGAUGGAACGGAGAUGUGCAUCUGUAAAGCUGGAUUCUUUGGGCAGACAUGUAGUAAAGGUCCAUCCAGUGUGAACCAAAGUUAUACAAAGUUUACAGAUACAGUUGUACCAACAUCAUUUACAUGUGUGAUCUAUCAGAAGUGCAGCGUAGCUUUGAUUCUGACAAGCCAGUCUGCUUAUAUACCGAUAGUGUCUCCAGGAUACAUUGACACUUCGCUUUCACUUGAACGCAUUGAGACAGUUAACAGGUUGCCAGUUAUAGGUAGUUUUCAGACUAAUACAGUAGUGAAGCCGUUAGAACUCGGAUUAAAAGACAUGUGCAUACAGACAAAAGAUAUAAUUGGGUUAAACGAGGAUGAAAUAUGCAUAAAAGUCAACGUCAUAUCAGAUGUAAUAUCAAUUUACGGGUUCAAGGAUCGUCCACAUUUUGUUGAACCAAGUCUUCCUACAAAUGCUGAGGUUGAAUGUGUAGCUGGAGGACCUUGUCAUAUACUCUACCAAGCAACGGCCGGUAUAGGUAAUGAGCACGAGUGUGUGACAUUUCAACUGAGCCCACCAGUUGGUUUUGUUAACUACCAUCUCUUCUCUUCAUGCGAUAAUUGUAAACCAGGCAACCCCGGCAGUGGUAACUGUACUGUAGAUGUAUCCCUGGUAACAAAGCUUGGCGAAAUCGGAGUGAACAAUCAAUUCUGUAUAUCUGCUGAAAUUGAAGGGUUAGAGUUGGAAGGAGAGAAGCGCUGUUUCAAUUUAACAAUUACAGAUCCGUCAUCAAGUGGAAAAAAAGGCUGCCAGAUUAUCAAAUGUAGGAAUGGAGGUUUCUGUGACGGUCAUCUUCCAUCUGAUCCAAUAUGUUUCUGCACAGAACAAUUUUCAGGAAAAACUUGUGAACAAGCUGAAGCGGGAACAGAACUAUCGUCCUUACAAAAACAGAGUUUCAUCGGAAAUAGUGCUGUACCUUCGCUAAUAGAAUGCGGUAUUAAACAGGAUUGCCAUAUUCCGUUCCAAAUUCUCUCAAAACAAGGUCUCAUGCCAAGAGUGCAUCUCGGUUUUAAAGACCCUGGCAUUUUGAUUAGCAAACCAUCAGUCAAAGCUCUUGGUGACUCAACUGGACUUUUCGAAGGUUUUGCGGUUUGUCACUCGAAUAAAAGAGGAAAUUUUAGAGCUUGUUUUCAAUUAAAUUUGAACAGUAACAUUGAAGAUGAUCUUUGCGUUAAAAUUCACACAUCUACAGUUGUUGGUGGUGAGACCAAAAUGACGAAACCAUAUUUCACCUCUCCAUCCUUACCAACCGGGUCAACCGUUCUUUGCCAGGUCAACAAGACUUGCCAUUUUUAUAUGCAUUUUACUAAAGGUGAUGCAUUUGGAUCUCCAAACAAGUGUCCUAGUAUGUGGCAAGCCGGUCUUAACACUCUUCCUCGAGUUCACAUAUUUGAGCCAGAAUUACACGCCACGGACUGCACAGCUGAUGUGUCAUACAUUCCAUCAUCAACAAAAGACAAACGAAAACUUUGUCUACAAGUAGCAUUACCAGGGAGGAAGGGCGAAAUCAGAUGUUAUCUCAUUAGAAAUGUUUUACACAUUAGACAAGAAGUGUUGUCCCCGUGUAGAGGUAAGACAUGCAGCAAUGGAGGGAAUUGUAUCGCAGAUCUUGAUUCGAAUCCUUACAACAUUUCUUGUGUUUGUCAAUUUGGAAAUUCGGGAAAUAUUUGCAAUACAGGUAACAGUUGCAACAAAACAUGUUUAAAUAACGGUACAUGUGUUAAUGGUGAAUGCCACUGUCAACUUGGUUUUAACGGAGAACAUUGUGAAAGAGUUAUGGAUCCAUGUAGUUCAAGUCCGUGUGUAAGGGGAACUUGUUUCCAUCAUAGCACACAGUAUCAUUGUUUAUGCCCCUCUGGUUACACAGGAAAGAAAUGUGAACUUAACAUCAAUGAGUGUCAAUCUCAACCGUGUUUAAAUGGGGGCGUGUGUGUUGAUAACAUCGGCGAUUUCAAAUGUAAUUGCUCAUCGGGAUUUGUCGGAAACACUUGUGAAAUUGAUGUAAACGAAUGCAUCUCUCAGCCGUGUUUAAAUGGGGGAUUUUGUAAAGAUAGCAUAGAUCGAUUUCUUUGUCAAUGCCGAACAGGAUUUGAUGGCGACAGAUGUCAGAAUGUUGUUGAUCCUUGUAUUAGCAACCCUUGUAUACGAGGAAUAUGUUUUUCGCAUGGCUCACAGUUCCUUUGCGAGUGCCCAUCUGGCUUUACAGGGAAACUGUGCGAAACUACCAUACAGCUGACACUCAACGGACCAAAGGAAACGUACUUGAAAGUACCAGCCGGUAGUGAAAUUAUGAUGAACUGUAGUGUGUCUGGGCUACACCCGCCUAAAUUUCAUUGGUCAAAAUUAAAUGCUUGCGGGGAUAAAUAUGAAAAUAUCAAAGCAUCAGUUUACCGCGAGCCGCACGCCUCGCUAGAGGACGAUGGAACAUAUGUCUGCACUGGUUCAGACGGCUAUGGUCCUAAUGUUACCAGCUAUUUCCAUGUGGAAAUAAUAUCUUUACAAAAGAACGAAGUUUGUAAUUUCGAUGAUGGAACAUUAUGCGGAUGGGAACAAGAGAAGAGUGACAUUUUUGACUGGACGUUUCAAAGCGGCCCUACACAAUCUGAUGGUACAGGUCCUGAUGUCGAUCAUACACUUGGAACAUUACAAGGAAAGUAUGUUUAUAUUGAAUCUUCAUCGCCUAGAAUAUUCGGCGAACAUGCAAGUCUUUUAUCACACGUCAUGCCGGCCAAUAGGACAAUGUGUUUCGAGUUUUGGUAUUAUAUGUUUGGCGAUGGAUCUGGUAGAUUAUUUGUACUUGUGCAGGACACUUGUCUGAAGAAAGAAACCCAGCUGUUUGAAGAGACAGGAGACAAAGGAGCACAAUGGAAUAAAGCUUCUGUUACAAUAACGGACCAUUCUGUCCCGAAUGACUACAUAAUUGUCCUGAAAGCCGAUGUUGGAUCAACAUUUCAUGGAGACACUGCUGUUGACGAUUUAGUUAUUUAUGAGGGGUCCUGCCAAGGAAGUCACGGGGCCCCUAUUGUGGGUUAAAGGCGACUACGCUGAAGAACACCAACACAUAUAUAUUGAUAUAAGUAUUUAGCAUGCAGUUUCGAUUAUACAUGAGAAACCUCUAUAGACAUUUUGUUUUAAUAUUUUGCGUUGGAAUUGUAAUAAACACCCUUUUCUAACACAAAUAAUCUGUGUUCGUUUUAUGCUUCUCGGCAAGUUAUAAAGUAUUCAGUUACCUUUUUAGAAAUACUUCCGUUGUCAAGUAAAUAUAACCAUCUAAUCUUAGUACCGUAAAUAAAAAGUUAAGGUGCGAUUUGAAAAUUAUAAAUAACAAAUACGUACUAUUGUCGUUAUAAGGUGACAUUAGUAUUGCAAUAUAAUAUUCCAACAAAAUGUGCUAGAAUAUGUAACAGAAUAAAUUCAGAAUGACUUCAUCAUUUUACAGAGUUUUAAUGACGUUAAGACUAUACAAGCACAUUAAGAAAGUUCGUUGCGGUUAAGCAGAUGGCCAAAUUAUUUUACUGAGAUGUAAAAGAAAACAAUAAAGGUUCAUAGCAUUCACUUGAAGACUACCGAUGACUAUGAUUGGAAAAGCUGAGAUGAAUGUAUGACAUUCGGUGCACAUUUCCGAUUACUUAUAAUAAUUUUGUAGAAAAUGUCAUUUUCCGUAAACGUUAUAGGGUUAGGCCACUUAACAGUACACAUACAUUAUAUGUUUAGAAUUUAUUUUGUUUUUAUUUAUAGUAGUUGAAUUUGUAGUGUACACGCAUCUUUAAUUUCAAAAGUCAAAACAUAUUUGAGAUUUGUACAUAAAAUAAAAUGUUUUUCUCUAAUAAGAAAAUCUGAAAUUAAUAAAAUUCUUAACAGCAUUGCUUUAAUAUUUAAUAAUAAGGAACACUAUACAUGUCUUACUUUUCAUGUUUUUGAUGUGUUUAUUUACUUUUCCUUUACUACACCCUUUACAAUGCAUCUUUUUUACAGUGAAGAUGCCAUCCAACCUGUUCUGUUAUAUCCCAAAUUUUAAUUAACUUGAAAUGCUAUUGGAGACUUCCUUAAUGCGAGUGCUAAGAUACAUUGAUAUUUUAAGUUAUAUAGGAUUUAUUUUCAAUGUGCACCCCUUAACGACCUUUGCAUUUUAUGCGAGAAAUCGGCGAUUUUAAUUGGCUAGUAUUUUUCCUCGUAAUAAGCAUAAUUACCAUUCCUAUAUAAUAUUUGUUGUUGUAUGGGCAUGGUAGGGUAUAACAUGCUAUGAUAGUGUUUUAUUUCUGGUCUGGUGUCAGUGAGUUUGACUAUAAUUUUGUGUAGAUUGGAACCAGUGCUAAAAUAACUUUACAUGUGACGGUUAUACGUUGUACAAAAUAAUUUCACGAGGUGUAAAAAUAAUGUAAGUUGCUUUAUCUAUGAUCAGACAGUCGUACAUAAUACAUCAGUUGAUAAUUUGAUUAAUGUGCUCGUUUACUUUCUAAUAUAAGCAUAAAAUGUAUAUGUCGCGGGGCUCGUGUUUCCAUGGUAACGCAUUUUCACUCAUUUUAAAACAAUUAUGAAUGAAAACAGGUAUUUCGACGGCUUUAGUGCCAUUCUCCUUACGACCAAAAUGGAUAAUUUGGAAUUAUAUUAUUAGCAGAAUAUCAAAUAAGGUACAUGUUACACCUAUUUAUAUAAACGAUUUAAGUAACCGUGGCAACAGAGAUGUUUAAGACAUCUUAUAUUUUGCUUUUUCGCGAAAUUUCAUAGAAAAAUAUUAAAUAAAUAAAGUUUCCUUCCUUGUUUAAUAUAGCUUUUUUAUAAAACAUUUUGUUUCCAAAGUAAGUAAUAUGUUCGUUUUAUUUGCAUUUAUUUAAACAAAUAUCAAAGCUUAAAGUAUUUACAGUAAUUCUCUUCAUUUGACUUUUAUUAUGGAAAAAUCACCGUGCUUGCAAUUUUCAUUUUCAUGGAUAGUGUUGAAACAAAAAUAAAAAAACUGAAAUUGUGUUCCUUAAAUAGACCAGUUUCAACACCUUUGAAAGGACCUCGGACACUUUCUAUAUGAAUUUGCCUACUCCAAAAGUAAAAAAUAAACUGCUAAGAAAUAAGUAUUUAAUUACAUAUGCCAUCAAAAUACUUAUUUGAGAUUAUUUCUUAAUGUCAAAUUUUCAAUAUUUAUUUCAUAGAACAGUGAUUUUUGUUUUAAAUAGAAUUACGUACCCUGUUAUAUAGAUAUAAAAAGUGUUUUGCUUUAUACAACAUUGUUCCCACCCGUGCAUCAAAACCAUAUUUGGCUAGCAUAUGUAGAUAUUAAUUAUACACAUUUUCUGUGACUAUUGUGUUGAUGCAAGGGGUGGAACAGUACUUUUAAACAAAAAAUAUAACUACAGGGUGUUCCCAAAUGUAAAGUAACCAAUACUUUUCAUAUUCAUUUUUGAUAAAUUGAUAGUCCCAUAUUUUUACACCUGUUUAUAACUCAAAUACUAUACAAAUGUUUGAAAGGGUACACA